This is a messenger RNA of Entrophospora sp. SA101, 519 nucleotides long. NCBI's taxonomy places the organism in Eukaryota, Fungi, Glomeromycota, Glomeromycetes, Entrophosporales, Entrophosporaceae. The record is from the annotation of a GenBank genome assembly.
AUGACUCGUAAGACAGAUCCAAGCUCUAAAGCAAAACUUAAAGAAGCAAAUUUUUAUUUUGCAAUAGAAAGUGGCAUUGCUUUGCUUUGUUCAUAUUUGAUAAAUAUGGCCAUUGUUGUUGUUUUUGGUACAAUUUUCUACAAACCAGAUGGUAACUCGCCUCAUCUACCAGGUUUAUAUGAUGCUGCUGAUGCUUUGACUAAAACUUUGGGUAAAGGUGCAAGAUAUCUUUGGGCAUUUGGUUUAUUGGCUGCUGGCCAAAGUUCUACCAUGACUGGUACUUUGGCUGGUCAAUAUGUGAUGGAGGGAUUUUUUGGUAAAAUUUUUACAAAUCCUUGGCAACGUGUUGCCAUAACUCGUGGAAUUGCUUUAGUACCAUCAAUGAUGGUUGCUGUUCUUGCUGUUGAAAAUUUUGAUACAAUGGGUGAAUUUUUAAAUGUACUUCAAAGUUUAUGCUUGCCAACUGCUCUGAUUCCAAUUUUAAAGAUUAUAAGUUCUAAAAAUAUAAUGGCUUACUAA